CCCUUACUGAGCUGGUCUCCAGACUGCCUCCAGUGUGGUUUUGGAAGAACCACCCAGGUCUCUUGUCCUGGGUGACUUCAGCGUGCGUGCUGCGAAUGCCACGAGGCCAGCCCAAGAUUUCUUGGCCUCCAUGGCAGCCAUGGGACUGUCUCAUACCAUAUGGUUAUCUGGCCAAUGCACAGAGCAGAUGUACCCUUGAUCUAGCCCUUGCUCCCAGUAGAGAGAGGGGUGGUCUGGAUAGAGUGGAGUGCCUUACCAUGUUGUUGUGGUGAGACCACUUCCAGGUGAAGUUUGGACUUUUGGUGGCAGUCUUACCUUGUAGCAGUGGGGCACCAAUUCAGAUGGUCCAACCCCAGAGACCAGUGGAACCUCGUAGGUUCCUCAGUGUUGAACAGGGAUAGUCUGGUCAUAGUGAAAACAACCCAGAGCAGAACUAUGCAGUGCUCAACAAUACAGAAAAACACACACAUAUAUAUUUAGAAAAGUGCAAAAAUUUAAAAGUGUCAGGAAUAAUUUUUGCAGUUGAAGUAGGUGAUAUAUUAAACCCAUUGGGAUUUUAGCUGCAUCUCCUUAGCAAACAUGAAAUGAACAGAAUAUAUUGUUUUACAGUUAAUCUCUUGUGUUAUUUUUGUCUGGUUAAUCCUUAUUUGCAUUGAGAUAUAUAUGGGGAUUUUACAUAGUUGGGGAAAACCUUUACGCUUUUCAGAGAUGUGUUUUAAAAAUCUGAAAUUGAUUUGCCUACCAGUUGUGGCAGUUUAACAGGAAAAAAAACAAUUUAAUUGGGUUUUCAGAGAUUUAAAUAAUGAAAGGUCAUUUUCUCCCUUACAAUAAGGACAUUUACCUAAAAUUUAGGAACUAAAGGAACAAAAUACCAUGAUAAAUGAGAAAAGCACCUUUUUGUGUUUCCAUCAUACUGUAAUUAACACAGCACAAUCUUUCCUUUCUCCUUUCCUACAUUUAAAUUUACAAGAAGGAAAUUAUGUAAAAAGAUAGAAGGAAGGGGUCUUGGCAAUUCUUUUUCUAUUUAAAAAAAACUUUUUAUGGGAAGAGGUUGACCUUUUGGUUAAUUUGAGUACCAUAUCCUGCGAAAUGAGGAAGGAAGCUGGAUGGUAUAAAUUAGGAGCCAAUCAAGGUGAUGGGCAUUCAGAUCUGGCUUUUUGCCUCUUGCAAAUUGAGCUGAACCACAAAGGAAAUCUGUGAAGGCAUGAACUCUCUCAGAGCCUUUACUCUUCUGUCCCUGGUGCUCAACCUCGAGAGUGCACAGGGCCAUCUCUCCGAAAGCAGCUGUAAGCGUUUUGCAGACAUCCUGCCUCACAAGCUCCGAGAGUUGCGGGUCACGUUUCAUGAGAUUAGAGAUUAUUUUCAAGCCAAAGAUGAUGAGCUAGAGAUCAUGUUGUUAAAAGAGGAUCUACUGGAAGAUUUCAAGGGGUACUUGGGCUGUCAGUCAGUGGCAGAAAUGAUACAGUUUUAUCUGGAAGUUGUUUUGCCCAACGUAACCACUGGCAGCGCCAUUCAGCGGACUGUAGACUUUCUUGGAGAGAGGCUGCUGGAUCUGAGACAGACAAUCAAGCGCUGUCAUAGGUUCUUCAUCUGUGAAAAGGAGAGCAAAACAAUAAGGAACAUCAAAGAAACCUAUGAAAAGCUGCAAGGCAAAGGCAUCUAUAAAGCAAUGGGAGAGUUUGACAUUUUCAUUAACUACAUUGAAGAAUACCUGGCAAUGAAGAUGAAAAAAUGAAACUUUUUUUCCCACUCAGGACAACUAACUUUUGUAACUGUAACUGGAAUAUAUUUUGCAAAGGUUUUACAAGAAAUCAGUAUUACACAAUACUAUAUAUUUUUAACUUAAACUUAUUUAUUAACACAGAUACCUCAGCUUUUGUCAGUGUUAUACAUUUUUAUAAAGGAAAAGCUAUAACGUAAUUUAUUGACCUGUUUUUGCUUCUCCUUCUCCUUUUUACAUAGCGUGUUUUUGUCCUUUUAGUUUUCUCUUAGCUUAGGAAUGCUCCAAAUUGUAGCAUUCAAGGAAAUGCUUUUUAGGAAGUGAGAAAUUGUGAGAAGUAGAUUCUAAAUCUUUAUUAUGUUUGAGUCAGCAUUUUGGAUUUAAAUGUGAGCACCAUGAUCCAAAGACUUCAAACAGGUUGCUAAUUUCAGCAAGGGGACUGUCUGCUGUACAAUAUUAAGUACAUCUGAGCAUGUCAGUUUCCAUUUCAGGUCAGAUGUUAACAACUGAUACUUUGAAAGUACAGCCACCAGGCUGCUAGCUGAAACCCGUCAUUGGGAACACAUCCCACCAGGGCUUAAAGACCCUCACCAGCUCUUGGUCCACAUCCAAGCACAAUUCAAAGUGUUGGUGUUUACCUUUAAAGCAAGGGUAGCUAACCUGUAGCUUUCCAGAUGUUUUAGACUACAACUCCUACAGCAUGCACAGCAGUCAGAGACAAUGGGAUUUGGAAGCAUUUGGAAGGGUACAGCUUGGCAGCCCCUAUUUGCCCAUGCACUGAGACCUGUUUUGGAGUAUCUCUUCAAGGUGCCCCAACAUUUGAGGCAAGAUGGGUAGCAACUGUAAAGAAAGGUUUCUUGGUUGAGGGCACCCAAGUUACAGAGUUCUCAGCUCAGGGAGGCUAAUUCAUUGCAUAUACCGGCUUUUUAUACUUCCAGAGAUUGGGUGAUUUUUUUUUAAUUAUUUCAGGUUUUUUCAUCACUGAUAUAUUUUUAUUUCUGCUGAAUUGCUUUUAAUGCUGCCUUUGUUUUGUUUUUAAUAAUUCAUUGUUUUUAUUGGACUUUUCACAGUAUUUUGAUGGC
This is a messenger RNA of Podarcis raffonei (Aeolian wall lizard), 2802 nucleotides long. RefSeq names its product interleukin 10 (gene IL10). Lineage: Eukaryota; Metazoa; Chordata; Lepidosauria; Squamata; Lacertidae. The coding region runs from base 1205 to 1735 and encodes 176 amino acids. Gene Ontology annotation, cellular component: extracellular region. Gene Ontology annotation, biological process: immune response. The transcript has 5 exons. Gene Ontology annotation, molecular function: cytokine activity. The record is from RefSeq and is a predicted model, not a curated record.